UAUGUGUUUGAAAUCGACUAAGUGUUUAAUUAGUUAAAUUAUUUUGUAGUGCUUAUGUAAUUCUUAUUGAUUAGCAUAUAAUCUGGCUUCAAUCUUUACAAGGGCAGUUUUAAUGAGUUGUCACUGGAUUUUGCAUUUUAAUGUAUUGCAGGGAUAUCAGCUAUGUUGUGAUUAUUAUAUGUGUGUCUUUAAGUGCUGAUAAUGAUAAUCAGAUAGUAAACAGUAGAUUAUUAUCAAUCAAGGCUUUUAAAAUGAAUAAGAGUUUAUAUGCCUUAAUGAGGGCAUGCUCUCAUGGGUCCAAUUUGAAGGUCUUGUUAGCAUAUCUGUCUUGGACGCGAGCCGCACUGCGGUCGAAAAGAGAGAAUCUGGAAUGUUGUGGUUGUGGUGUCAUGUUAUAUCUGGGAAUUCUGGUGAUUAUAUUUGCCUUCAGGUUGGUAAACCAACUUAUACUUUGUUACAUUGACUAAAUAAGCCAGAAGUUGAGAUAAUACAUAACGCAUUACAUUAGGCCACUGGUUUUUAUGCAUAGUUUUCGCAUUUUAGAAUAAGAUACUGGUAAAAAAACAAAAAACAAAUGUAUAGCCUGAAUGCACAAAAUUGUCUGCUAAAUACAUAAAUGUAAAUGUAAAUGUAAGAUAAUGGAUCAGAUUGGAUGUCAUGUCACAUUGCCUCCUCUUUUUGCUUCAUCAUCAUUUCUUCUACUCAAACGCUUUCCUCCUUUUCUUUUUGUUGUUGUUGUCUUGCUGUUGAUUGUCUAGUCUGGCUCUCUGUCAGUUAAGGAGGACUCAUUAUCCACUAAAGAGUCAGAACUUCCUAAUAUUGUGGUGACUGAGAACCUCACAGUCCCUUCUGUUCUAGUCCCAGAAUCAGAGGUGUCUGAUCGCAGCGUUCCUCCCCAGCCUUCCCCUAAUAGUGCACCACUUUUACUGGAACUCCACAUUGUUGAGGAAUCGUCAACCGCUGCUCCAGAGUCCAACUCCACGGUGCUCUACACUUCCUCCAUGAACCAUUCGGAGAAAGUACUGGUAGUUUCUAGCACAACGAGUACAGCCCCUGAGUCUCUUUUAUCACCUGAACCUUCUGAAAAAUCUUCAAACCUUCUGGCAUCAAGUUUAUGGACACGUGAAGUCAAUUCGCCCAAGACUGUCGAUCCGAAAACCUCAAGUCCAGUUUCAGUCACCAAAAAUAGUCCACAUGUGGUACCAAAUGCCUCCUCACCAGCUAGGACUCCAAGGAUAUCUAGCCCAGUGGCUAAAAGCCCCAGUCCACCACAGGUUAUCAAGGGCUCAAAUCGAAUUGUUGAUGUGAAAAUUCCUAGUCCUGUAACAGUUACUAAAACCUCUAGUCCAGUCGUGGUAAGAAAGAGCCCAUGCCCAGUUACAGCUGUUAGAGCAACCAAAAGUCCAGUCCCUGGAGUCCUUGCCAAGAGCCCAAGUCCCCAACCAGGGAUUACUAGCAAGAGUCCAGUGCCAACUACCAUUUCACUGCCCGCUCCUCCAGUUUCAACCCUAACAUUAACUCCGAAGCCUUCCAAAGAGAAACCUGAGAGCUUUGAACCGGGCAUAUUGGGAAUAAGUCUUCCUUGCCCCAAGCAUCAUCUUGAGGAAGCUCUGGACAAGCUGUUGAUGUCCAGUCUUUCCCAACCAGAGCCGGUGAAAUUUGGUGAAGGAGCUCCUGCCUCAUCAGAGGUGAACGAUGAUGUUCUGGGACUUCUUCAUCAGUUGACUCCACAGGGUGGCAUUAAAGAUGUCACUUGGAUGGACGACUCUCUAAACCCCACAUCGUUCCCUGGGGCAUCAGAUGGUUCGCUGGACCUUCCACUUCUCCAGCCAUCGGCGGUUGAAAGGCUCUCUGCUUCUGGACAACUUAAAUCGGUCAUCAGACGCACAAAGGAAACGUCCAAUGUCCAUCCGAUGUUUCGUGAUGGCCACAUGCGACGAAAAAUGGGCCCGCUAAUUGUCAACAAGAAUAACUCGCAGGAUCUACUCAUUGAAGAGCUGCAAGGGAAACUGGGAAUUGGUCGCACUGAGCGGCCACGAAAGCAGCCAGCUGAUUGGCUCACGGAAGGAGUCAUUGUCUGUUCCAACCCACAGCGCUUGAGAGAGGAAGGUGGUGUAUCACCAACAGUUGAUAAGAUUAUCAUUCCUCCAGACUCACCCAGUCCUCUGAAAAAAGUCCUAACCCAUCCUGUCCCAAAAAAGCCUGAUCCUGUGAUACAGAUGCCCGCUCCUCUGCCCCCACCACCUCCACCCCCACCCACCCCCCCACCCUAGGGAGCCCUCUCCUCCUCCACCUCCUCCUCCUGCUCCUCCAGUUCCAGCUCCACCUCCACCUAAAGACCCCACCCCUCCUCCGUCCCCUCCUCCUAAACCUGUGACCCCGCCCCCUCCACCCAAGGUUUUAGCAUCUGUUGGCUGCCAAACGGAAUAUGAACCUCUUUUUCCACCGGUACAGGCAUGAACUUGCUCUCUCUGUCUAUCUGCAUCUGAUCAGAGCUUACAUCCAUGUCUUCAGGGUUCCCACAGUCAUGGAAAACUUUGAAUUAGUAGGGCAUUUGUUAGGCCUGGAAAAGUCUAAAUGGAAAUGAAUAAAAGGAAGCAGGUUGUAUGUUGGGUUUGUGUAGAGUAAAUCUUGCUCACAAGCCAUAGUGAAUCAUUCUGAGAGGUGAUUCUUUUCUGCAAACUUCUUGAAGUGGUUCACAAUUCAAUUUGAAUGAUUCUUUAGUGAAUCAUUCUGAAUUUAUAGUAAAUGUGUAUAUACAGUAUAUAACUACUGGAAUGGUCAUUUUGAAAAAAACAUCGAUCAGAUUGUGUGGGAACCCUAUGCCUUGUUUCUAGCCAUUCUUUCAUGGUUUCUAGCAUGUUGCAUAUGGAGCGCAUGCCGUUAUGUGUUUGACCUCCAAACAGCGCUCACACUAGGAGUGUCUCAGCAUUUAUCAAAUAGCUUGCUGGUGCCAACAUGUCCCAUGAAGACAGUCUGUCCUUGUGUUUUCCCUUGUUUUCCCUGUAGAAUCCUGGUACGUGAACAAAUUCUGUUGCAAAUGAAGUGCUAGUGAUCACAGAAAAGACUGUUGAUCUGUUGGCCAUCAGUUAGAGUUGUCUUUUAAGACUAAGUUUGUAACUAUCUAUGAUUGAAUUCUUCCUGUUUUUGGGAGGUUUCUGACUCUAAAGCAAAGCCAAGUUUUUAAGUCAGAAUUGUGAGUUUAGGAAUAUUCUGCAGAAUGUACUAGACUUAAUGCUGCAAGUUAAAAGUCAGGCUGCGUGGAAGUGCUUCAAGAGUAGCUUGUUUAAGUGUGAGUUCAUGUGCAGAAAUAACAGAGGAUGUGUGGGUUGCUAUUUUUGCUUUCUGAAGAAUGCUUCUGUGUCACGGUUCUUUGAAUUGAGAGAACAGAGAUGGGGUUACCACCAGCCCUUUUUGACCCAUAACCUUGCUUGGUCUGUCAUCUGAUUAUGUCUUUAACACCUUCUUGAUCCCGCUGUAUUUAGGGAAGGUUAUGUAGGGAGUGGGAGAUGGAAAUGUUUACUGCAUUUGUCUUAUUUCACAGCCGUUGGAAGAGAUGCAUGAUCCUGCACAAAGAAGCAAUAGUUACCAUUCAUAAACAGCAAAUCUUGUUAGACUUUAUGCAACAGGCCUUUGAAUCAUGUCUUUUUAUUAAUCAAAGGAAACAAUUUCCAUGACAUGCAUUGGUAUGGUUAAUUACAAUUGAUUCCAUGUAAGUGAUUCAGUGUUUCGGCAAAGUUGAGAACUACUUGAGCUUCUCUUAGUGCAUGUGGUUGUUGUUUAAUAACACUAACAUUAUGUAAUGGGUUGACUAAUAAAUGAUGCAAUUAAAUGUGUGCAAUCAAACAGCUCUUAAUGUACAUGCUGUAUUGUUAUUGACGUGAGAAAAUAUCUUUUCACAUGCUGAUGGUCAUAUUGAGAAAAUAUUCAUCCAAAAGAGAAUUUUAAUAAGGAAGUUGAUUUCCCAUAGUGCAGAGUUGAUCAUCAGUUUUGGGGCUUGUAUGGAUAAAUCUUACAUCACUUAUUAGAGGGCAUUUAUAUUCACUUCUCAGUGUUGAGUCUCCAAAACAAGUUGAGUAUCAGUGGGUGGUGUGGUGUCAAAUCCUGCAAGUGUUUAAGCAUGAAUAAUCAACAUUGUGUCAUUGAUCGAGUUGAUCAAGAUUGACCUGGUAAAAAAAUGUAUGAAAAGACGCUUUGGAUAAAUGCAUCUGCUGAAUGGUAGUAAGUAGUAAUGUGUACUAAGGAGAAAGUGCUUAUUUUGUGCCUGUGUGUGCAGAGAGGGAUCUGUGUCCACAUUUCCUUUGCUCAAUGAAACGGUCUUUAAAAAGUGAAAAUUCUUUCCUUUU
Messenger RNA from Cyprinus carpio (common carp), 4346 nucleotides. RefSeq names its product proteoglycan 4-like (gene pxna). Gene Ontology annotation, biological process: substrate adhesion-dependent cell spreading; transforming growth factor beta receptor signaling pathway; endothelial cell migration. The record is from RefSeq and is a predicted model, not a curated record. Bases 1002 to 2273 code for a protein of 423 amino acids. The transcript is spliced from 3 exons. NCBI's taxonomy places the organism in Eukaryota, Metazoa, Chordata, Actinopteri, Cypriniformes, Cyprinidae.